This is a messenger RNA of Morchella sextelata, 411 nucleotides long. RefSeq lists its product as uncharacterized. Bases 1 to 411 code for a protein of 136 amino acids. The transcript has a single exon. The record is from RefSeq and is a predicted model, not a curated record. NCBI's taxonomy places the organism in Eukaryota, Fungi, Ascomycota, Pezizomycetes, Pezizales, Morchellaceae.
AUGGGGUCCUCAACCAGAUCACGAAAAAGUCGAGACGAAAGUAGAGGUCGGGGUGCGCAGAACUUUAUCGUCGACGACUUGCUCUACCUGAUCCAAGUACUUGAGCAGGAGCGGCCGCUAAGAGGCAAAGAUUGGGAUAACGUCGUCCUAGCGUAUAAUAGUCCGGACGUAUAUGCUGCCUCCAAUGGGAGAUCCGAAAGAAAUACGAAAAGCCUUCGUUCCCAAUGGCGCAGGAUGCUUAACUACAGCAAGUCGGCUGAAGACCCAUCAUGUCCAGAAUAUGUGAGGAGAGCAAAAUGGCUUAACAAAUCUCUAAAGGAGGAACCAGAGAUGGAGACAAGUGAUGACGAUGAUCGAAGUGACGAUGAAGACUCGGAAGAGGAUGGUUUGAAGCAGGGGAAAUACAUGUGA